ACAGUGAGGCAAAGGUCGCGCUUUGCACGCUGGGUAGGACACUUUGUCGCACCGGCCAUAUUGCCUUGUCGUCCUGGCUGAAGGAGAGAGUGGCUAUGAAGGGGAUUCGUGGGAUCAGCCGGUUAUCGACCAGGCUUUACGCGGCCCAGGCUGCCCGUAAGGUGGAAUCCACGGCAGCCGCCGCUGAACAGAUUAGGUUUCAGCCGCAGGAUGUGCAGGUGACCAAACUGCCCAGUGGACUUGUGAUUGCCUCUCUGGAGAACUUCUCCCCAGCCUCCAAGAUUGGAGUAUUUAUCAAGGCAGGGUGUCGAUAUGAAACCCCAGGAAAUCAAGGGGUCACCCACCUCCUCCGCCUGGCUUCCAACCUGACCACGAAAGGCGCCUCUGCUUUUAAGAUAUGCCGCGGUAUCGAAGCUGUUGGAGGCAGUCUCAGUGUGACCUCAUCCAGAGAGAACAUGGUCUACACUGUUGACUGUCUUAGAGACGACAUUGACACAGUGAUGGAGUAUCUCAUCAAUGUGACGACGGCGCCGGAGUUCCGGCCGUGGGAGGUGUCUGACCUCACUGCCAGGGUGAAGCUGGACAAGGCGCAGGCUGCGGACAGUCCGCAGAUAGCUGUGGUUGAACGCCUGCAUGAAGCUGCCUACAAGAACGCCUUGUGUAACUCCCUCUACUGUCCAGACCACAUGGUGGGAAACAUCCAGUCUGAACAUCUGCACCAGUUUGUCCAGAAUAAUUUCACCAGUGCAAGAAUGGCUCUGGUUGGACUGGGGGUUGACCACGCUGUGCUGAAGCAAGUUGGUGAACAGUUCCUGAACAUUCGCAGUGGGACCGGUGCCACUGGUGCCAAAGCUGCGUAUCGUGGAGGUGAAGUGCGGGUGCCGUCCAACAGCAGCUUUGUCCACUCUGCAGUUGUCAGCCAGGCGGCAGCGGCCGGCACUGGCCAGGCGCUCGCCUUCAGUGUGCUGCAGCAUCUAUUGGGAGCUGGUCCGCAUGUGAAGAGAGGCGGCAACACCAGCAGCAAACUGGUCCAGGGUGUGACCCAGGCAACAGCCCAGCCCUUCGAUGUCAGUGCUUUCAAUGCAAGCUACUCAGACUCUGGACUUUUCGGAAUCUACACCAUCUCACAACCUUCUGACACUAGUGCUGUGAUCAAGGCGGCUCUGGCGCAGGUGAAAGCAGUCGCCGACGGUUCAGUCACUGCUGCGGAUCUCACACGCGCCAAGGCCCAGCUGAAGGCUCAGACCCUGAUGUCCCUGGAAACGUCUGAGGGUCUGCUGGAGGCGAUGGGAACGCAAGCCCUGGCAGAGGGAUCCUACCGCUCCUCUGAGGAAAUCGCCAAAAGCAUUGAGAAUGUCACGUUGACUGAUGUUGCAAAUGCUGCCAAAGCGUUUGUGUCUGGUAAGAAGUGCAUGUCAUCCAGCGGUAACCUUGUGAAUACUCCCUUCGUGGAUGAGAUCUGAAGCCCUUCUGUCCUGGAGCUCCCUCUGCACGGUGACACAGAGACUGUGACAGGACCUUGGCGUCGUUCAGACCAUUUCUGUGUUCAUACUUCUGCCUGUCACUGUCCUGUUCAUUUGUCCACCUUUAGUGUAUAUCGGAUGUAAAAUAAAGAAUAAAGUCUUUACCUGCCAGAGUCUGGGGUGGUUCAGUUGGUGUGA
Messenger RNA from Synchiropus splendidus (mandarinfish), 1661 nucleotides. It is a transcript of the gene uqcrc2b, whose product is annotated as cytochrome b-c1 complex subunit 2, mitochondrial. Bases 96 to 1463 code for a protein of 455 amino acids. Gene Ontology annotation, molecular function: metal ion binding. The transcript has 14 exons. Lineage: Eukaryota; Metazoa; Chordata; Actinopteri; Syngnathiformes; Callionymidae. The record is from RefSeq and is a predicted model, not a curated record. Gene Ontology annotation, cellular component: mitochondrion.